Callithrix jacchus (white-tufted-ear marmoset) is the source of this 1358-nucleotide messenger RNA. Lineage: Eukaryota; Metazoa; Chordata; Mammalia; Primates; Cebidae. The record is from RefSeq and is a predicted model, not a curated record.
CACAGUAACUUCCCUGAGGUUAUAAGUUAUUUAUUUCUUGAAAAAUUUAUGCUGCUUGAUAAGAAACCACAGUCGAAACCCACUGAGUGCCCUUUUUUUCUAGGCUGUGUGAUGGGCCCACAGUGCAGGAACUGCAAGUUUCAUGCCUGGUGCUGGAGAAUCUCCAGGACCUUCACCUGAAUUACGCCUCCAUUUUGCCAACUAGACAUUUCCACAUCACUCACAUGAGACUACCUCCUACGUCAAUAUUCUUUCUCUUCCUCCAUCACGCACCAUCCUUGGACCAUGGAGUACUCACACAAAAGGGAGGAUCAGUGUCUCUCUGAUUGUCACUCAAGAACCUACGGACAAGUUCACAGGCCAUGUAUGUGGUGCCUGCCACAGAGAUUAAGAGUGGAUGAGACAGGCAGGGCUGGACUUUCUGGGAGAUCACUGGCCGUGAUCGUCAGCGGGACCUGUGGAGAAGAGUUUGAGAUAGUCCUUGGUUAUUUAUUCCAUCUCAGAAGGCCCCUUGUCUCUGCCAGGGGUCAUUCAGAUUGCUGUGUGCUGCUGGAGUUCCCUCCUUUUCAUUGAUCUCCACUCCUGCAUUUUGUGAAUCUGCCAACACGUACUCAGCAGUUUUACUCUUGAUGGACAUGGAUGGUUUCUAGCUUGAGACUGGCAAGCACUACCUUCUUUACAAAAUUCUCCCAGUCUCUUCAGGAUGAUAACUUUUUUUUUUUUUAAGGCCCAGAAAGACCCUGGACUCCCUGAAAUGUAACGCAGAUAUCUCCCUUUCUGACUGGUGAAUAGAAAACUUGUCCAGAAUAAACACAGAGACUUAUUGGGAAGACAGGAAUCAAGACCCUCUGAAAAGUAAUGUCUUUAGAGCAACUCAGGUGGCAGGGGCUGACCCAGAAUUCUCCCCAAAGGAGACGCUCCAGGGAUAAAAUCACUCUUAAAGGAGGGCUGGAUCAUCAGUUGUUGUCUUCUGAGAUGCAGCAACAGGGGGAAGAGAGGCAGUGAGAGUACUGCAGGGGGCGCAGUAAAGGUGUCCCAACCUUGUGUCUGUGGGUGGAGAAGAAUGAUGGCUACAGGAAGACCUUCAGUGAGAACCAACGCUGUGUGCUCUGAUCAAAGGAUUGGCCUUGCAUUCAUCCCUGUCCAAGAUUUCCACUGUUAAAGUAGUGACCUCCAAAGAUUUCCACUCUGCAAAGUAGUGAGUACUCUGUUCAUCGUUUGAGCCUACAGCCGCUCCUCUGUGAAAUGACUUUCCCUUUCUAAGUCUGCAGAAAGAAUGGGAGAAGGGCUUGUUCAUCCAUGAGCACUCUUUAAAUGAAUAAAUCAGAUUUGUACAUGUGGGAUUCCCCUUUCCAGAA